CCAAUCUCAGAUCUUCAGCUGAAAACACAUCAAACACAUUAGAUACAGAGUGUAAUUCGGCUACAAACGAAUCGAUUUGUCAAGAUGAUGUCCGGCAAUUACACUUCCAUAGACAAUCAAAAUGUUGGCGGAUCUGUUCCGGCAGUCGCCGAUUCGCCGGCGCAUGUUGCCGUCAAAUUUGCUGAUUCCAGUCUUCAGACAUUUCCGCCUUCCGGAGCUCAGGGGAAAAUAUCCGGUGCCGCACAACCUCCUCGUGAUGCCGAUGAUUCAUUUGGAAAACCAGCGGCUGGUUCUGACGAACCUCAGCAAAGCGGUUGGUUUCGGUCGUUCACAAUUGCUGCGUACAAGCCCUAUUUUGAUGUUGAUACAGCUGAUGUUUUGGAAAGGAUAAAAGAUUCGCUGUUUCCUUUCAAUGGAAGCUUCUCUGAAAAGACUGCUAAUAACCCAGAUUUGUACGGGCCUUUCUGGAUCUGCACUACCUUGAUAUUUGUGGCAGCUUCCAUUGGAACAUUUGUUACUUAUAUAGCACACAAAGUGCAGAAAAAAGAAUGGGACUACGAUAUUAAUCUGAUGACCUGGUCUGCUGGUCUAUUUUACGGCUAUGUCUCUAUAGUGCCUCUUGCCUUGUAUUUAAUCCUGAAAUACUUCUCCGCUCCAUCCGGCUUCGUCCAUCUCCUCUGUCUGUAUGGCUACUCACUGUUUGUCUUCAUUCCUGCUAUGUGUUUAUCUGUUAUACCUCAGGAAAUCGUGAGAUGGGUAGUCGCUGGUGUAGCUGGCUUCAUGUCCGCUUCAUUCGUUGCCCUCAACCUGAGAAACCACAUAAAGUCUGCCGGUGAGAGAUGGUUCCUCAUUGUUGCUGGUAUCUUCUUGUUGCAGCUGGCUCUUGCUUUGGUGCUUAAACUCUAUCUGUUCACCAUCUCAGUAUAACCGUAAUUGUGAUCAUAGAGAGAAAGAGAGAGAGAGAGAGAGAGAGUUGUGGACUUCAUUUUUUCAAAAAUCUACUACUACUAUAUGCUAAUUGUAAGUUGGAUGGAAUAUACCAUAAUCAUUCAUUUUUGACGGUGUUGUACGUGUUUUAAUGGAUCAAAAUGUGAAUACUCAAUAUAUACCUUGAAUUCAAUCAAAUUUACCCUAUUGAGA
Molecule: messenger RNA, 1140 nt
Organism: Salvia hispanica
Lineage: Eukaryota; Viridiplantae; Streptophyta; Magnoliopsida; Lamiales; Lamiaceae
Biological process (GO): vesicle-mediated transport
Cellular component (GO): Golgi apparatus; membrane
Molecular function (GO): small GTPase binding
Source: RefSeq, a predicted model, not a curated record